UUGACUCUAGGCAAUCAGCAUGUCUGAUUCCACUGGCCACAAGUUGGGAUGGAACAUGAUCCAAUUUGACCUAAUAAGAGCAAGUUCUAGGCUUCUGAAAAAAUAAUCUGGAGGGUGUGCCAUGAAGAUACAAAAUCUAGAAGCACUUCUUUCAUCUGGCUACCAUAGGAAGAGAGCCUAGAGCACCCUAUGAGUUGAAAUUGACACCAUGGAAGGCACACUGAAGACAUGGUACAAACCCAGUCCUGGUUACAAACCUGAAUGCCUGCAUCAGUCCUCACCUAAAACCAUACCCACAGCCAAGAAGCCCAAUUUUAGUUGGUUUCUUUUCUCUUUCUUUCUUUCUUUCUUUCUUUCUUUUGGCAACUACAAAUGAGAAACUCAUGAUACACUGGCUUUAUCUAACAGAGUAAUCUAAAGAGUUCAGAAAUUCUAGAAAACACCCUCACACAAAGCUGUGCUUCUGCUUGAUGAUGUUAGUCAAGUAUGUGUCAUUAGUUCUGUGUUCUAUCCUUAACCCUAUCGCUGCCAUCUGUAUCUUUCAACUCUGGAGAAAAAGUAUCAAUAAAUACAAAAAAUAUCUGUAACAUUAAGAGAUAAUAUUAUACAAAUUACAAAUAUAACAGAUCACUCCCCCAAAAUGACAUGGGAUUUCUUUUGGGUAAGCAGCACUGUGAGGGUUUGUGUAUUUGGUACUGUGUGGUCUUCAACAGUAAAAGCCAUUACUUCUUUUUGUUCACUAUUUUCCACCAGACUCUAAUGGCAUGUGGAUUACCGUUUCAAGACAAGACAUCCCCGUCAACAAAACCACUUUAACAAAAUGUCGUUUUUCUUUCCCACAGGUCACUUUUCAAAAUGUUUUAACCACUUCAUAGUACUGCUUGUACAAAAUGAUUAAAUGUCGUAUUAAUUUCUCUGCAGUAAAUGUAUGUGAUAAAUGUUACAUGUAAAUCAGCUACAAAAAAAGAAAUAAAAAAGUGCGCCCCAAAGCAGUCUCAAGAUUUUUAGGAAAUAUGAGAUGUUACUGCAUUCCUAUCUCCCCCUGCUUCAAUAUAAGUUGGGUGUAAGUAUGAAAGGGGUGUUAUAAAAAUAGGCCCACCUCAAUAAACAGGAAAAUAUAUGACAGGUAUUCUCACUGAUAAAGCUUAUAAGACUACUUGUUACUUUUUUAAGGUGUUCAUUGUAUGAUUCUAUGACUUGUCUCAUGGUCACAGUCAUAGCCACUAGCCACUACACUCCACUUCCUAAAUAUUGUAUCAUGUGUUUUGGGGACCUGUGAUACAGGACUUAUGACCAGGAAGUAAAUUUGUUCUUUAUCAGCCUCCAGGUGUCACCAGCCUUAACCCCCAUGGUAUCAGCAUGGCAAGGGAAGCCUAUACCUGCACUACUUCUCCCUUCUCUCCCAAAUCCUCCCUCAUUUGAUGACCUGCUAAACCUGCCCCAAAAGUGUGUGACAAAGGGCUUACUUUCCUAUCAUUCCAUUUCCUGACACAAAUGAACACCAAGAAAACAUGGCCCUCAUCAUAUCCAUACAAUAUUACAUAUUACUUAAAUUCUUGAUUUUUCUAUUUUCUUUUUUUGACAUAGAGUCUCGCUCUUGUCCCCCCGGCUGAAGUGCAGUGGCGUGAUCUCAGCUCACUGCAACCUCCACCUCCAGGGUUCGAUUCUCCUGCCUCAGCCUCCCAAGUAGCUGAGAUUACCGGUACCCACCACCAUGCCUGGCUAAGUUUUGUAUUUUUAGUAAAGAUGGGGUUUCACCAUGUUUGCCAGGCUGGUCUCGAACUCCUGCCCUCCGGUGAUCCAUCUACCUCGGCCCCCAAAGUGCUGAGAUGACAGGCAUGAGCGCCCGGCCUCAAUGUUCUAUUUUCUAAGCUAAAAGGGUCUCUACAUUUAACUUGCAGCUUUUUUCAAGCUGUUAGUUAUGUUGUACUUUCAACCAUUAUCUUUCGAAAGGAAUACUAGCUCUCUCUGAUAUCAUAUAAUCCUUAUAAAAGCCAAUUUCAACUCCACAUCAAAUUCACUUUCUUGUUAAGAAAAACAAGCAACUAUAAAAAAAUUGUCAUGGCCAAGUGUAGUUCUUACCUGGCUAAUAGUAUGAAAGUAGUUAGGUGAAAAGUAAGAAAAAUGGUCUUAUUUUAAAUAAGAAAACCAGCAUUUCUAUCAAGGCCAUUCAAAAUAAGAGCUCCUUAAGUGUUUACAAAGUACAUUCAGAAUGUCCUGGUUAAUGACAGAUAAAGCUCUGAGAAACAUUUAAAACCUAAAUGAAAAAGAAGAAAAUAAAAAUCUAUCUAAGCUAUAUCAAAUAAAAACUUUGUAAGCCAAUAAGCCAAAUUCGCCUUUCUAUCUGACCAAGCUGCCUCUCUCCUCAGACUUCCUUUCCCAGGACUAAAAUCUCAGUCUCCUCUCCUCCCUCUCUACCCGACCCUGCAGUGAUUUUACUUCUGCAGUGGUUCUCAGCUAUUCCUCCCUUCCCAUGUAAUUUCAGAUCCAUAUUGCUUCUCACUUAAAAUGACUACAAUCAUUCCUUAACUGGUUUCUCAUCGUCCACUUUCUCUCCUAACCAAGCAAACUCCAAUGCUGGCAGAUUUACCUAAUACUGCCGAAUUGACAGCUCCUUCCCUUGUAUAACCAUGAGCUCUCCAAUGCUUACUUUAUUAAAAUCCCAGGGAGCAUCCAAGAUUUGGUCUCAAUCUUUUCCUCACAGAGACACCCAAGCCCCCAAAUGGCCUGACAGUCCCCUCCAAAAUUUCUCAUACUCCAAUCAUCUGUGUCAUCCCCCAAGCAUGCCACCUUGCAGCUCAUUCUGAAGAAGCUCCCGUUCACCCCACCACAGUCUGGAGCAUUACACUUCCCGGAUUCCCACAGGUUCUAACAGCACAUAGCAGGUGAUAAGAUUCCUUAUCAUUCCUUUACAAAGCAUAAAAUAUUCUCCAGGAUAAGAGCUCAGGAGGCAGCCCGUAAUCGAUGAAUAUUUGCUGUUAUAGUUUUUCAUAAAUACUUGAUCAAGAAAUAUUCACAUGGCUGGGUACAGUGUUGUGCCCCUGUAGUCCUAGUUACUCAGGAGGCUGAGGCAAUAGGAUCGCUUGAGCCAAGGAGUUUGGGACUGUAGCAAGCUAUGAUUAGACCUCUGAAUAACCACUGCACUCCAGCCUGGACAACGUAAGAUGACCCUGUCUUAAAAAAAAAAAAAAAAAAAAAAAAUCACAUGGCUAGGAAAAGGGAGAUGUUCUCCAAAGAACUUUCUCCUGGAAAGUAACUAACGAGUUUUUAAAAUGUGUUCUCUGCUUUGAAAAUGUGUUAGUCACGGUCAGGCACGGUGGCUCACGCCUGUAAUCCCAGCACUUUGGGAGGCCGAGGUGCCUGCCACCGCGUUGGCUAAUUUUUGUAUUUUUAGUAGAGACAGGGUUUCACCAUGUUGGCCAGGCUGGUCUUGAACCCUUGACCUCAAGUGAUCCACCAGCCUCGGCCUCCCAAAGUGCUGGGAUUACAGGCAUGAGCCACUGUGCCCAGACAGUUUAUUUGUUUUCUAAGCAAUGGGCACUCUAUCCAAACUACAGAGACAGUUAAAAUCUUGUAUUGUUGUUGCUGGACUACUUCAGAGUAUCUCACAUUUUCACCGGUAAGUAACUGUCUGAUAAAAUAUUUAUUAAGCACUUAGUUCUCAAACUUGUGACACAGAACACAGGAUGUUAUUAUACAAUAGUUUAACCUCUAAUUUACAUAAGCAAAAAUUUUAAAUAAACAGAUUUGUUUUUCACUGCAAUUUAGACAAAAGUUCAUGAACGCAAAUGUGAGAAAUGUGAGAUGCUCCAUGAUUCUUGAGAAUUACUGAAUGAUUAGUUACUCAUUUCAAAUAAAUUUUUCACGUAUGGUAUAUAUCGUCAGUUCUAGCUACAGAGAAAAUUAAUCAAAAGAAAUUACUCUAAUUCUUCUCUUUACUGUAUAAGUCUCAUUGAUACAAUAGUCUUAUUUUAUAAUUGUGCAAGCAAUGGAGCACUUAAAGAAACACAUUAUGUUACCAUUAUUACGUAAUAUUUGAAAUAAAAGUGCAUAAGCCAAAAUCCUAGGGCCUUAGAAAGUAACAAUAAGCAAAGAUGUGACACUAUAUCAACACACACGAUUACUAGUUUUUCACAUAAAGAAGAAAAGUAUGUUCAAAAUUCCAAAGUACAAAUAAAUGGUAACUAUCCAAAUUCAUGGUCGCCAAGGACAUCGGUCAAGCCUGGAGUAGCUUUCAGAUGUGAGGAGCUUCCUUAAAGCUCUGGAAUAAGCAGGAUUCAGGAAUAGGAAGGAUAAACGCAGAGAGCUUAGAAGAUGACCAAUAAGAGCAGAUCUUAGUCCUGCCUGAACAUGCUGUGAAAGCUUGAGGAACACACUAGUGCCAGCCCUCAGUCUCCUCAACUGACUUGGGGAUUAGACUACAGGCUAUCGAUAAAGUUUCCAUCCAUCCUUAAAAUCCUAUGACUCCAAAAUUUCUAUCACAUGCAAAAAUAUAAAGGCAGGAAGGAACUGUACACAGAACAGUAGAGAUCCCACCAAUCCCAGUCUUAAUCUGGGAUGUAAGUUGAGAUGGCAGAGAGAAACUAGGCUGUGGAAGCUUUGAGUGCAAAGUUGGUUUAAACUUAUUGGAUAGGGCCUAGGUUUCGUUUUUAAAUGUGCGUGUGAGUGAGAGAGAGAGAGAGUGUGUGUGUGUGUACGGCAUGCGUGUGCGUGGCUGUAUGCAUAAAACAUCAAAAUAUAUGAAAAGCCUAAACUUAUAUUCUUAGUAUUUUGGUAAAAAGUUAAAAAGGAAUAGUUUAUUUCAGCUUUAUUACAUAAAAAUUGUUUAGAACAUAGUUCCUGCCCACACAGUAAGCCCUUAGUAAAGACUGGCAGAUACAAUAAUAAUCAUUAUCAUUUCUAUCAUCAUCUUACUAUUAUUAUUGAGGCAGUGUUUUGGAGUGGUUUUGAAUGUGAUUCUGAGAUCAGACUGACUGAGUUGGAAUCCUGGCUUUAUAUCUUACCAGCUACACAACCUUGGAAUCUCGGUUCACUUAUCUCCUCUGCAAACUAACUUCCAACCCAACUGGUAAUAAGAACUACCAGAAUGGAAAAACCUGAGGUUGAAAAUAUCCCUAACAAAAGCAAACUGCAUGGGAUUUCCUGAAAGUCACAAAAUCAGACAAUGGAAAACCCAGGCAUCUUCACAAUCUAGUAUGUUCUCACCAGGCCACAUGGUCUGAGUCUUAGAAAUUUUUUCUUUUCAAUAAGCAGUCAUCCUUACUUUCCCUCAAGAUGACAAACAGUUCGUUCUUCUGCCCAGUUUAUAAAGAUCUGGAGCCAUUCACGUAUUUUUUUUAUUUAGUUUUCCUUGUUGGAAUUAUUGGAAGUUGUUUUGCAACCUGGGCUUUUAUACAGAAGAAUACGAAUCACAGGUGUGUGAGCAUCUACUUAAUUAAUUUGCUUACAGCCGAUUUCCUGCUUACUCUGGCAUUACCGGUGAAAAUUGUUGUUGACUUGGGUGUGGCACCUUGGAAGCUGAAGAUAUUCCACUGCCAAGUAACAGCCUGCCUCAUCUAUAUCAACAUGUAUUUAUCAGUUAUCUUCUUAGCAUUUGUCAGCAUUGACCGCUGUCUUCAGCUGACACACAGCUGCAAGAUCUACCGAAUACAAGAACCUGGAUUUGCCAAAAUGAUAUCAACCGUUGUGUGGCUAAUGGUCCUUCUCAUAAUGGUGCCAAAUAUGAUGAUUCCCAUCAAAGACAUCAAGGAAAAGUCAAAUGUGGGUUGUAUGGAGUUUAAAAAGGAAUUUGGAAGAAGUUGGCAUUUGCUGACAAAUUUCAUAUGUGUAGCAAUAUUUUUAAAUUUCUCAACCAUCAUUUUAAUAUCCAAUUGCCUUGUAAUUCGACAGCUCUACAGAAACAAAGAUAAUGAAAAUUACCCAAAUGUGAAAAAGGCUCUCAUCAACAUACUUUUAGUGACCACGGGCUACAUCAUAUGCUUCGUUCCUUACCACAUUGUCCGAAUCCCAUACACCCUCAGCCAGACAGAAGUUAUAACUGAUUGCUCAACUAGGAUUUCACUCUUCAAAGCCAAAGAGGCUACACUGCUCCUGGCUGUGUCGAACCUGUGCUUUGAUCCUAUCCUGUACUAUCAUCUCUCGAAAGCAUUCCGCUCAAAGGUCACUGAGACUUUUGCCUCACCUAAAGAGACCAAGGCUCAGAAAGAAAAAUUAAGAUGUGAAAAUAAUGCAUAAAAGACAUGAUUUUUUGUGCUACCAAUUCUGGCCUUACAGGACCAUAAAGUUAAUUACAACUUUGAAAGAGAAAAAAAAAACUGAGUACGAAAAAAUACAGUUAGCUAGCAAAUAUGGACAGGUUUACUUAGAAAUCCUGUUUCUAAAUGCAAGUCAAGCUUUAUUGUUAGGCUUGCUGCUACUCAUUAACCCAAAUAUUUGUACAAAAAACUAAAGAGUCUCAUUGAAUGAAUGUAAAGUCCUGCAAUAUCCUUGAAAUCCAAAAGAGGUCCAUGACAUAGACCCAAAGGUAUUCAUGAGCUAUUCAUUUAAAUGCCUGGAACUGACUUCUUGAUAAAAAUAUAAAAAAUAAUUUCCAUGUAAGUUACCAGAAACCCCACCAGCAACAUAAUUUUAAAGCCUUUCAGAUUACUUUUAAAAAAUGCAGCUUACAUAAAACAACUUGUGCCUAUUUUAUUUCUAAUCCAUCACUUCAAAACAUGGUAAUCUUUCAGCUCAUUACUCCUCCAAUUUUUAAUGUCGAAUUUUUUUCUAACACAAUAACCAAAAGCUUUUAUUUAUAAAAAGGCUUGAAAAAUAUAGACAAUCUUUAAUGUAUUAUUUGUACUUAUAUUCUAUCUGUAGGUUAUAAUAAAGGCUUCCUGAUGUUAGUAAUAA
Molecule: messenger RNA, 6891 nt
Organism: Symphalangus syndactylus (siamang)
Lineage: Eukaryota; Metazoa; Chordata; Mammalia; Primates; Hylobatidae
Gene: GPR171
Product: G protein-coupled receptor 171
Biological process (GO): G protein-coupled receptor signaling pathway
Cellular component (GO): membrane
Molecular function (GO): G protein-coupled purinergic nucleotide receptor activity
Source: RefSeq, a predicted model, not a curated record